AUCCUCUCCAUACCACCAUCAUCUAGGACCUUGCAUUAACUUACAGGGUCCACCAGCUAACUCAACGAACCAUCUACAUUAUCUAUUUCUUGACAUUUCAUUGGACUUUUUUCUCGAUUCCUGUUUGCUUUCCACCUUCGUUUCAAUCUCUGCUAGCUUCCAUUCAACUCCUUUAUUUGUAUCUUCAACUCCAAGUUAAUGCCCGUGCGACCUCAUCGAAAUGGCCGCAAGAAUAAGGAUACCUCAGACGUUGUAUACCAGCAACCUACCCCUUCGUCUCGUUCCCCGGAUACUCGCUCAGUUGAUCUUCCUGAGCCCGAGGAGAACAACAUUACACCGUUCGAUCCAAGUCCGCCGGAUCCAGCGUCUUCAGUUGUUCAGGAGAGCCGCCAUUUUGAGGAGUUGGCAAAUGCUCGAGCUGCUUUGCCUACGCCACCAUUAAUCGAGGUUGAUUGUGUUGGUUCGGAGGUGCAGGCGGAGAUGACGGCUCAGGGCCAGCAGGAGGUGGUGGACCCGGUCGUCGCUAGGAAUGAAUCACAGAAGUUGUUGGAUGAUUUGGAUUGUGAUACCGGGGCUACCGGGGCUACUGAAGACGUUUCUGACGGCCAGAAUGUUGGCAGCAGUUCACGUGAAGACGCUACAGGACUUAUCCACCCUUUAGGAUCCCAAAGAUCACCGUCACCAUCCCCAGCGCGCAUUUCGACGCCAGCUCCUUCUCCAGAGCCUCGAGCUCAUGUCCCUUCUCCUCGAAGUCACAAGAAAGUUGCAGGAGCCAAGAUCCCUUCUCCCAAUUCGUCAAUUCACAGCCCAACUUCCAGUCAAACCUUGGCACCUCACCCAAUGCCUGUUCCGACGACGGCGACCGCAGCUGGAGUGCCUUCGCCUCCAAUGGUGUCCCGUCCGGUGAGCUUUGGUCAGUUCACGGCAUCAAACAGAAGGACAAGGACGGGUGGACCUCCGUCCGUUGUUGAAGUGGAUUUGGGUAUGGAUCCUAUGGAAGGUACUAUACGACCUCCAAACGGCCGCAGGCGUAUCACUACCCGUCGUCCUGGAGAAGAGGUUGACGUUGACGGACAUUCGACGAGGCGUAUGUCAUAUGCUGGCCGAAACUAUUCUGAACAGGAGGAGGAUCAUUACCCGAAUCGACAUACUAGGCAUGGUACAGACUAUCAACGGUCGCACUCGGGCAUUUCGAGGGCUAUGGGCUCUGGUGCUGUUGACACGGAACGAGUGCGAGAGACGGGUGACUCGAUUGUGUGGGCAAGAUGGGACAUGGCGUUACAAGGAAGGCGCCUCUUAUUCAUUGGCUAUUAUCCCUUUGGCCUUCAGAUCUGGGACUGCACUGAAUUAGAUGCAGUGUCGGAAGUUUUGGAUCUCCCAUUAGAGAAGAUUCUCGAGACUUCAUCGGCGCCAGAGUUCGAUUUCGAGUAUGCUGGGAUCAUUCCACCUUCGCUAUCUCAAGAAUCUGCUGAUGCAUGGAAGGAAUACCGGCCUCUGGUUGGCAUUCUAGUCUCUUCCAGCCCAGAGAAGUUGCCACCCCGAAAGUCGAAGACGGCUCGGUUCUCUCAACUCUUUGUUUAUUCGUUGUCCAGCCAUUGCAUAGUGAAACAAGUAGUGCUACCUGGGCUUGUGACCGGCGGCGGAAAGUUCGCUAUCGGCGACGGGUUUCUUGUUGUGAGCACGACAAUCCCUCCGACACUACACUUACUAUCCUCUUCCACUUUCGACGUGCUACAUAAGAUACCCUCCCCAGCCUUGAUUCCAUUCUCUCAUUCUCAUUCUCACUCUGUAUCACCAACAUCAACCGGAUCGGGAUCUUCAAGACGACAUUCAUUCUGGGGAACCACUACAACUACAACUAUGACGCCUACGAGUAACGAACCACAUAAUAAAGUUGGAGGUGGUGUUCAAUAUAACCCAGCCACUCGUGGAUUCGACGACGACAGGAAUCAUAUCUAUAACGACAAUAACAAUAACAACAAUGUAUUAUUAUCAUCAGCGACAUAUUUAAACCCCUCAUCUCCGAUAUUGCACCUUCCACCUCCACAACCAACCCCAGUGUAUUCAGUUUCAGGCCGUCUACUUGCGUACGCUUCGUCUCCCAAUCCAGGCACGGGCGGUGGAGGAGGAGGAGGGAGCGACAUGUAUGCUCAAUAUCAAUAUUCCAGUCCUGGGCCCGGGUUAGCCAUCCCCUCCUUAUCCUUUGGAGCAGCGGCACUGUUGUCUACUGGUGCAUCUACAGCACGGUCUGCUUCUAUUGCCGCGUUGGGAUCUCUCACCGAGCAAUUGGCGAAUCUGAAUAGAGGCGGAGGCGGAGGCGGAGGUGGUGGUAUGGGUGGUGCUGGGAGUGGUGCUGGGAUUACGAUUACGCAGGCAGAUUUGGGGAAUGCGGCGAUUAAGGUUGGAGGUGGGUUGUUGAGUGGGAUGAAGAGUUUGGGUGGGAUGGCUUAUAAGGGUGCUGUUUCGGCUGCUUCGGCUGCUGCUGCUGCGCGAGCAGCAGGAUCAGGAGGUGGUGUUGGUGUUGGUAGAGGGAGUGGUACGGGUGGUGGUGGUGGAGAUGUGAUGUCGAGCAGUAUUAGUGGAGUAUCGGCUUUUGCGAAUAGGUUCUUUUCGAAGAGUGCGCCUGCUGCUAUUGUCACUGGAACGGAUCAGGGAAGGUAUUCGGUUAGUUCUGAAGAGAGGGAUGGAGAGGGAGGAGAGGAAUAUGGAGGGAAGGGCUCGGCAGGGUUGAGUGUGGAGAAUGGGUGGUCGGUUACUGUGUUGGAUAUUGGACCGCUACUUCUUUCUGGGACGGCGAAGGAGAUCUCGACCUCCCCUAUUGUCGUCACUAGGUUCGUCGGCUCUAGAUCCCAGCCUAUUGCUGAGAUGUGUUUCUCUCAAGAUGGAAAUUCGAUCAUGGUGGCCCCGAAGGAUGGGCAGGUGGCACAUGUGUACACGAUUCGUAGUAAUACGGUCGCACGAAUCUUGCAGCAACAAGACGACAACGCACCCGCGGAGGAAGGAAUCGAUGGAUCUUCUUCUUCUCCCGCACCCGCACAUAAACGCCGUUUGGGUGCUUUCGUGCCAGAUGCACCUCCUGUGCAUGUGUAUGAUCUGAGGAGAGGAAGAACACCCGCUGUGGUGGAAUCUGCUUCUUGGUCCCUAGAUGGACGAUGGACCGCUUUCGCAACUAGGAACAGGACGGUACAUGUAUUUGCAGUGAAUCCAUACGGUGGACGAUCUGAUGUGAGGAGUCAUUUGGAAGGUCUGGUCAGGAAUUACAGUGAUAUUCCCCCUCUUUCCACGGAUUUACAACCACUUGUACGGUUACGGGUCACUAGGCAUCCUGGUCCGGACCAACUUCAAGUUCCACUUGCGAUCACUUUCUUGGAGUCACCGUGGAUUAGUGAAUCUACGAUGCCUCUGAACCUCUUACCGGCGAUGACAUCUCCUUAUCUUGCACCUACCCACACAGGGCAUUCGCAUUCGUAUGGAAGUGCGAGUUCGGCUCAUACGGUGUUUUCGUCUUCCUCUCCCUCACCUCGAUCGGAAUCUAUGUCUCCCAAGAGUCAUUUUAAUGGACAGCGACCGAAGAAUUAUCAAGAUGUACUUCUUUUUGAUCCUACGGAUGGGGUUUUGUCUUUGAGAAGGAUUAGUGUGAAUGCCAAAGUCAGAGCGAAGGAUGGGAGUACGUCAUUGUUGGGAGCUACACUGAUCGGGGGACCGUCGAGUGCUGGUGGUGGUGGGGGUGGGGGUGCAGGACAUGGACAUGGACAUACCAGUAAAUCGUUUCCUGGAAUGGGAGCUGUUGGGAAAUUGGCGAUGUCUGUGUCUUCUCCUACAUCUCAAGGUCAAGCUUCACCGAUUGUGGAAGCUGAUGGGUCUGAACUUGUGGUGGGGAAGGAGAGUACCAUUGCGACUUGGACGUUGAAACGGAAGCGGGAGUGGAUGGAGGUGAAGAGGGUUUUGGAAGUGCCUGUUGUUUUGAAGGAGAAAGUGGGGAAAGCUGACUGGCUAGCACAAGCGGAGCUUUCUACGUUUUCGAAAUCUGCACGGGUGCUUCCGCGGUCGAUAUACUUGACACACCAAUUCUCUUUUCAAGCGCUAGGAGAAGAUUACCAUGCUUUGAUUCGGAGGUAUCGGUUUGAUGUUCCUGGACCGAAGGUUGAAGUAAGGAAGGGGAUUGAGGUCAGUGCGUAUGCGACUGGGACGGGGGAGUCUUUUGUCGAAGGUGGAGGUGGGGGAGGUGGUGUUGGGGGAGGUGGAGGUGGUGGUAGUGGUGGUGGUGGUGGUAGUAGCGGAGUAGGCCGAUUCAGUCGUGACACACGGAGACUAUCGUCCUCGUUCGCGUUUGACGAACCUCUUGCUUCAGCCAUCGCAGCGGAACUGGACUGUCCACCUACGCAACCUGUGCUGCCUAUGUUACCGAAUGGAACACCUGGGUCGAAGCCUAGGUCGUUUAAGAGUUCGAUACCUAUUAGGAGUUUGGGUGAUGGGAUGAGUGAGAGUAUUGGACGGUUUCGGAGGGAGAUCAAUAAUAGAGUGCGGUCGCCCAAGUUGGUUGCGAGUUUGGAUAAGGGUGAUGGUGUUGGUGUUUCUGCGUCUGUGCCGUUGGAGUUUGAUGAGGAGGAUGAGGAUUUUUUGUUGAAGGAACCGGAAGGGAAGGGACAGGCCGGUGAGAUGGGUGGAGAAGCGUUGGAACGUACGGUUACGCCGCCGACGGGGAAGUUGGAUGAGGAGGAUACUUGGGUUGGUGGGGUUGAGGAUCUUGUGGAGACGUUUGAUCAUAUUUCUGUGGCUGGAUUCCUUGAUGAAGAAAGUGAACGACCACAGGGAAGGAAAGGAAGGAAGAAGCAUCGUUGAAUAGAACGGUAGUGGUUCCCCUCUCAAUGUAUAUUAACAUAACAGCUAAACCUAAAGACACAAUUUAUGUCCCAGUAAGAAUCAUUUGCCA
Messenger RNA from Marasmius oreades (fairy-ring Marasmius), 4933 nucleotides. RefSeq lists its product as uncharacterized. NCBI's taxonomy places the organism in Eukaryota, Fungi, Basidiomycota, Agaricomycetes, Agaricales, Marasmiaceae. Gene Ontology annotation, cellular component: cytoplasm. The transcript has 7 exons. The record is from RefSeq and is a predicted model, not a curated record. The coding region runs from base 199 to 4842 and encodes 1547 amino acids. Gene Ontology annotation, biological process: autophagy; response to starvation.